AUGGCAGCCAUCACCGACCCGUCUGCCAUAGCCAAAUCUCGUAUAGCGGCCGUGGCGAGCAUGAAACGCGAGGUGGAACACUUUACGAAUAUUAAAAAGCUCCUUGAGGAAGCACAGGACCAAUUCUGCGAAUUAAUAUGCGACGAUGAUGACGUUGGAGUCGCCUAUCUAACACUGGAAGAGGCUCAGGACCUCGUCCUGAAUGGCAAGGCAACAAAGGAAAGCCACAUAGACGAAGAAGAAGCUGUGCUCGUGGAACUUUUUGCCGCCGACGAUGUCAGUCGCACGACUAAAGCGGAAAUAUAUGCUUGCCCAUGGUUACAGCGGGAAUCAGAAUGA
Molecule: messenger RNA, 339 nt
Organism: Histoplasma mississippiense
Lineage: Eukaryota; Fungi; Ascomycota; Eurotiomycetes; Onygenales; Ajellomycetaceae
Exons: 2
Coding region: 1-339 (112 amino acids)
Source: RefSeq, a predicted model, not a curated record